GAACAAAUAUCAUAAUUAUCAAAUUUUAAAUCGAGAACGAAAGGCAUCGCAAUAGAACUCACAAGAAGUGAUUUAUUGACUUACAUCUGACCUUCGCUCUUUCCUCCACAAUUUAUUAAAACUAAUAACGUAGGAUCUGAAGGGUUAAGUGAUAACGAUUAAUCCAAUUUUUCUUUCCGAUAAACUCAUAUCUCCUGUCUCCAUUGAUAAACUUGAUAAACAAGUCUAUCUUGAUCAGCUCGCUACCGAAUCAACAAUGCCACAAAAUCCGGAUCGUAAUGCUUAUUACAAUGAAGGAGAAUCAAGCAAGAGUAUCGAGAGAGAUAACUCUGAUGGUUCCCUGCGCUGUCCAGUUUUCGUACAGGAUACCGAUGAGGUGGUGGAUGAGGAUGGAAAUGUGUACCUCUGCUGGGUUGACGAAAAAGCAUGGGAGGAAGAACAGAAAGCUCGUCAAAUUGCUGUUUUAGCCUCUCGUUAUGCCUCGUUAUCAGAAGCUCUCGCCGAGUCUUCUAAUAUCACUCCAGCAGUAGAGAAUUCAUCGACUGCCAUGCCAAUUGCGAUAACGACCGCCAAUAUGUCUUCAGUUCCAUCAGCUGCCGCGGAAACAUUUUCGAACACUCCUAUCGCCGACGAGAGUGACGUUCAUUCCAAACCCGAGGAUAAUGAGGGAGCUCUAAACACCGACACAGUGGAGGCUACUCCUAGUAUUUCCCCAAACAAUACAUCCAUCAGUACUUUCUAUCAGCGGAUACUCAGAAUCCAGCGCGAGGGACAGUGGUCUGUUGAGGGAUUGGCUGAUCCUGUGUGGGACUUAGUCGGUAAAAUACUAUUCACUACUGGCCUUUUCAUGUGGUGGAUAUUCCCAGAAAAAUUAAGAGAUAAAUUAGAAGCUCGUUAUGCAGAUUAUCUCGCUUCUGGAACCGAAAUUUCGAGCACGGUCACUGAGCAGAAGACUCGUUUAGAAGAGGAUGAGAAUGUAAAUCUGUUAGGGAAUGAUGCGGCUGUUCCCAAUCAAGGAGAUGGUACGAAUAAUCUGGAAGAUUCAAAUUAUUGGGAAUCUUUGGGAGACCUGGACCUUCUGAACCAUGUGGGCGAUUACACAAUCGAGGCCGAAGAAGAGGCUGACUAUAGCGGCGGCAAAAGACAAUUAGCUUACCUCGAAGACGCCCAGGGAAAGGUACUUCAGGUUCUCUUUGCAGUGGCAGAUAUUUGUGAUCAGGACCUAAAUUCUAUUAGCGAUGAAUACAUGGAUCGUCUAAAGGAGAAAGUAGUACGAGAUGCAAGAGCAAAUCAGAUUUUUCUGCAGACGCCGAUUAUCCUGCGGGAAUGGAAGGACGAUGAUGCUUAUGACGAGAAUGGUCACCGUAUCUUCCCUGAUGUUUUGCCUGGAGAUGAUGACGGAGAAAAUGCAGAAGAAGACAAAGACGACGAUAAUGGAGGUUCUGAUGGGGAUGAUGAUGAUGAUGAUGAUGAUGGAGAAGAAGACGAGGAAGAAGAAUACGAGGAGGAAGAAGAAGACGACGAAGACGAAGAAGACGAAGAAGACGACUGGGGACAACUAUGGGACCUACCAUGGAGAGAGAACAGAGAGUUGAGAAAUGUAGUGGAAAUCGAUAUUCCGGAUCUGUGGGAGGAACUUUUUGAAUUCGCUGAAAAGUGUCCGCGGGAUCUACGUAUUUCGAAAUAUUCGCAGAGACGAUAUCGUAGGAGAUCCGGGGAUUUUCGUCUUUUGCUGUAUAGAGGCUAGAAGAUUUUGUGUGCGGCAAAUUACUCUCGUGCCGCUGAAAAGUUAAUCGACUACUCUUGUUCCCUAUAGAAUGUAUUGUAGAAUCUAUCAUAGAAUCUAAGGGGCGUGAGAGUAAACCGUCUUCCAAUUCAUUCCAGGGCUUGAGAGUAAUUUGCCGUUUGCGUUAUUAUCUACUGCGCA
Botrytis cinerea B05.10 is the source of this 1927-nucleotide messenger RNA. RefSeq lists its product as hypothetical. The record is from RefSeq and is a predicted model, not a curated record. Bases 257 to 1747 code for a protein of 496 amino acids. NCBI's taxonomy places the organism in Eukaryota, Fungi, Ascomycota, Leotiomycetes, Helotiales, Sclerotiniaceae. The transcript has 2 exons.